Bombyx mandarina (wild silkworm) is the source of this 1064-nucleotide messenger RNA. Its product is annotated as trimeric intracellular cation channel type 1B.1. Gene Ontology annotation, molecular function: potassium channel activity; identical protein binding. NCBI's taxonomy places the organism in Eukaryota, Metazoa, Arthropoda, Insecta, Lepidoptera, Bombycidae. Gene Ontology annotation, cellular component: membrane. Gene Ontology annotation, biological process: potassium ion transmembrane transport. The record is from RefSeq and is a predicted model, not a curated record.
GUGAAUAGCACCAGUCUCGCGGUAACAUCGACCGCGGUUGGUCGCAUGCGUGCGUCUCCUUAUCACGUUAUUGUCGGUGUUUAGUUGUACCAUAAAAUUACAAUAAAACGGUGAAAUUGAACAAAAAACUAACACAAUGGAUCCCGAAUCAUUUUUAGACCUGGCCAAUCAGGUCAUAAAGUUGAAAAUGUAUCCAUAUUUCGACAUAGCGCAUUCGUUGCUGUGCGCUCUUGCAGUCAGAGAAGAUUUGGGAUCCGGUGCCCAGGCCUUUUCCAGGAAGCAUCCACUAUCAUGCUGGCUGUCCACUAUGCUAGUGAUAUUCGCCGGUGGUAUGGUAGCCAAUGGUCUUCUCGGCGAACCUAUUUUGGCGCCGUUGAAGAAUACACCCCAAUUAGUCAUCGGAACUGUUACAUGGUACUUAGUUUUCUACACGCCUUUCGAUGUAGGCUACAAGGUAGCGAAGUUCCUGCCGGUGAAGGUGGUGGCGGCUGCGAUGAAAGAAAUAUACAGAGCCAAGAAAGUUUACGAUGGAGUCAGCCACGCAGCCAAACUGUACCCUAACGCUUACGUCAUUAUGGUCAUUGUUGGUACGUUGAAAGGUAACGGUGCCGGCUUCACGAAAUUAGUCGAGAGGCUUAUCCGGGGCGCUUGGACCCCGACUGCGAUGGAAACCAUGCAACCCAGCUUCUACACAAAGGCUUCGCUGGUAGCUUCCGUGAUCUUCGUAUUGGAUAAGAAGACGGAUUUGAUCUCUGCUCCCCACGCACUCGUCUACUUCGGUAUCGUUAUCUUCUUUGUUUACUUUAAGCUCUCCUCCAUUCUUUUGGGCAUCCACGAUCCCUUCGUGCCAUUUGAGAAUCUGUUUUGCGCUUUAUUCAUGGGCGGCAUUUGGGAUUCUCUGGCAAAGUUGCUCGGCAAAGGACAACCCAAGGAGGAGACUAAGGACACCAAGAAAAUCAACUAGUAAUCACGAAUUAUCAGAUACGUUAACGUCGCGCAACCAACUGACACCGACAAUAUAAAUGCGACGCUACAUCACAAGUAUUAUAAACAGAAAAAAAAAA